Molecule: messenger RNA, 1705 nt
Organism: Hyla sarda
Lineage: Eukaryota; Metazoa; Chordata; Amphibia; Anura; Hylidae
Gene: TUBA1B
Product: tubulin alpha 1b
Exons: 4
Coding region: 143-1498 (451 amino acids)
Biological process (GO): mitotic cell cycle; microtubule cytoskeleton organization
Cellular component (GO): cytoplasm; microtubule
Molecular function (GO): structural constituent of cytoskeleton; GTP binding
Source: RefSeq, a predicted model, not a curated record
UCACAGGAGGACCGCCUUAUAAGCGGAGGGCUCGGUCGCUCCUUUCAUUCUGUUACUUACAUCCGCUCGUAGCUGUUGGAUAAAGUAACGUUUAUUUUAUUUUUUUAAAUUCUUAUUCUUCGCCGACUCCUCAUCUCUAAACAUGCGUGAGUGCAUCUCCAUACACGUCGGUCAGGCUGGUGUGCAGAUCGGUAAUGCCUGCUGGGAGCUGUACUGCCUGGAACAUGGCAUCCAGCCUGAUGGGCAGAUGCCCAGUGACAAGACCAUCGGAGGAGGGGAUGAUUCCUUCAACACCUUUUUCAGCGAGACCGGAGCCGGCAAACACGUCCCCAGAGCUGUGUUUGUGGACCUGGAGCCUACAGUCAUCGAUGAAGUGCGCACUGGAACAUACCGCCAGUUAUUUCAUCCAGAACAACUAAUUACAGGAAAAGAGGAUGCCGCCAAUAACUAUGCCCGUGGGCACUAUACUAUCGGAAAGGAGAUCAUCGAUCUGGUAUUGGACAGAAUCCGUAAACUGGCUGACCAGUGCACAGGUCUUCAGGGUUUCCUGGUCUUCCACAGCUUCGGUGGUGGCACUGGUUCUGGCUUCACCUCUCUGCUGAUGGAACGUCUCUCUGUUGAUUAUGGAAAGAAGUCUAAGCUGGAAUUCUCCAUCUACCCAGCUCCCCAAGUGUCCACUGCUGUUGUUGAGCCCUACAACUCCAUCCUCACCACUCACACCACCCUUGAGCACUCUGACUGUGCUUUCAUGGUAGACAAUGAGGCCAUCUAUGACAUCUGCCGUAGAAAUCUAGACAUUGAGCGCCCAACUUACACCAACUUGAAUCGCCUUAUUAGUCAGAUAGUGUCCUCUAUUACAGCUUCUCUUAGAUUCGAUGGAGCCCUGAAUGUAGAUCUGACAGAGUUCCAGACUAACUUGGUGCCCUAUCCUCGUAUCCACUUCCCUCUUGCCACCUAUGCCCCAGUUAUCUCAGCAGAGAAAGCUUACCAUGAGCAGCUUUCUGUGGCUGAGAUCACAAAUGCUUGCUUUGAGCCAGCCAACCAGAUGGUGAAAUGUGACCCUCGUCAUGGUAAAUACAUGGCUUGCUGCCUGUUGUACCGUGGUGAUGUGGUGCCCAAAGAUGUAAAUGCAGCUAUUGCCACCAUCAAGACAAAGCGUAGCAUCCAGUUUGUGGACUGGUGUCCAACUGGUUUUAAGGUUGGUAUCAACUAUCAGCCACCAACUGUGGUUCCAGGUGGGGAUCUGGCCAAGGUACAGCGCGCUGUGUGCAUGCUGAGCAACACCACUGCUAUUGCCGAGGCCUGGGCAAGACUGGACCAUAAGUUUGACCUUAUGUAUGCCAAGCGUGCCUUUGUGCACUGGUAUGUAGGUGAGGGUAUGGAGGAGGGAGAGUUCUCUGAGGCCCGUGAGGACAUGGCUGCCCUAGAGAAGGACUAUGAAGAAGUUGGUGUAGACUCUAUUGAGGGUGAAGGUGAGGAGGAAGGUGAAGAAUAUUAAACCAGAUCUUGCUACUUUACAGGCAUUUGUUUUACCCAUCAGAAUACAGCUAACACAGAAGCUUUUUAAUCUUUAUUGCCCAAACUUGCAAAUGGUUUGACAGAUGCAGGUAUGACAAUCCGUUUUUAGUUAUUAAGGCAAUUUGCAAUCAUGUCAUUGUUCCAUCAGUGUAACUGUAUCAGAUCUGGAUUAAAAUAAGAAACAAAA